CAGAUAGGAUUUUCUUCUCUUGAUGCAGAAACUUUUCCUAAGACAGGUACGAUGUGUUAGUGAAGCAGAAAUUUGAGCUGCGUGUCUAGGUAAGCACUUUAUAAGUUCUUUGUGCCUCACUUAUCAGUCCAGCUCUGAGAAUGGACACUAAGACUCGCUCACAUUGACAACAAGAAGGACACAUUGUCUCCUGAGGCAGUUCUCUUCUGUUGGUUUGCAGAAAAGCCAAAAAAAAAAAAAAAAAAAAAGGAUUUAGAUUAAGUGUGACAGUGUGAAGGGCAGACUAAUUAAAAACUUCUAAAAGGACUAAUUUUAGUAAAAGGCUAAAAACUAGACAGGGGCAUGUGCAGUAAAUUCAGACAAAAUAGGUUUGAGAGAGAAAAAAGAGAUUGCUAAAGAGGUACAGGCGAACAAGAAGAAACAAAGUUCUGAAAUCGAUAUCUGACAGCAGAGUAGUGAACUGAAUAUGGAGGUCCGUGGAAUGCAGAUCUGGGGAUUUUUUCUGACUGUACUAGGCUGGAUUUUCAUUGCUUGCUCCUUGGCCAUGGAGGGCUGGAAGGUGGCCGCUGUUGGUGGCCAGGGUGGCAGCUCUGUCAUCUACAUUACUUGGUAUUGGUCCAGUCUGUGGCGGACAUGCUCCACUGCCUCUAAUGCUGUCUCCAACUGCUAUGACUUUCCCAUGCUCUGGUCUGUGGAGAAUCAUGUCCAGAUUGUGAGGGCACUACUAAUGGGUGGACUAUCCAUUGGCAUGCUGGGGUUCAUUCUGAGCCUGGUAGGGAUGGAAUGCACUUACAUAGGGGGCAAAGAGAAGGAGAAGAACAGAGCCGUCUUCAUUGGAAGCUUCUGUCAUACUACCAGUGGUGUGUUAGCUGCAGCAGGGUAUGCAGUCUAUGCUCGCAACAUUACAGCAGAAUUCUUCAAUCCUAGUUUUGAAUUAAAGUUUGAUCUGGGCACACCGUUAUUUGUUGGAUGGGCUGGAUGUAUAUUUCAAUUCAGUGGAGGGAUCUUGUACAUGGUUUCAGUUUAUAAGCUCUGGUCUCUAGACAGGAGGACAAUUGACGAUAUAGUUCCUGAUGAAGAAGCCAUAGCCCUGCAAUCCAUUCCCUCUGAGCUUACCACCAGAUCCAAAGGGUCCAGUGUGUCUGAGCUGUCCUUAAAGUCAUCUUCCACUGUGUUCAGCGUCUCACAUAAGUCUCACCAUCUUUCCAAAGCCUGAUGUUUUUCAAAACAGAAACAUAUUAUGAGAUCAUGGGACUGUAUGUGAUUGGAACAUUCUUGAGCUCUUUCAGGUUUUCUUGAACUUCUUGAAAUUUUGGAACCUCUAAAUCCUGCUCUUCAGGAACUCAUUGGAAACUGGAAAAUAUGUGCAUAUGUCUCACACACACACACACACACCUUAUAAAAUGUUACAUAUGUAAAGGCCAGUGUGAAAGUUGAAUAAAAAGAACAAAAAUCAAACGAGUGCUGAUUAAUGAAGUGGAGGUUUGACGUUUGCCAUUAAACCCAAACUGGUGAAGUAGCAGAUUGUGGCAGUGAAUGUGCUAAAUUCUAAGAUAGAACAGAUAUUUGUAUGUAUUUAGUAUACUAUAAUUGUGUGUGUGUGUGUGUGUGUAUGAGAGAGAGAGAGAGAGAGAGAGAGAGAGAGAAAGAGAGAGACGAACUGGGGGUAUUCCACAAAGCGAGCUAACAGGCCAACAUCCUGGCUCAAUGCUCCAGCAGCAAAGCUCAGCUGCAACCUAUUUCUGCUCACUCAAGCCAAAAUCGGUCAAUCGAAGCUUAUGCAUGUGCAGGUGAUAUACACCGAUCAGCCUUAACAUUAAAACCACCUGCCUAAUACUGUGUGGGUGUGGCCAAAACAUCUCUGAGCCAUCAAGGCAUGGACUCCAUGGACUCAACUCAUCAGCCCUAGCAAUCAAGUGAAGAUGGCAGUAAAUGAGAGAGCCUGUUUAUUUCCUCCACCUGAACACUGAUUUAUAAUUAAAUUGUACAAUGAGUAUAAAGGCAUUAUUGCAAAUAAAAGCAACACCUUGGCAACUACCGAAGCUUGCAAAGCAGCAUGGCAGAGAAUAUAUGACAGAAUAAAUGUGUAAGAACAUGUAAUUAAAACAAUUACAUAAAUAAUAUGAAAGAGAAUUUAAAUGGCUUCUAUAGUCAAAAUUAAUAUGCUUAAUACAUACUGUCGCUUUGUGGUUCAAGGCUUUGUGCAUGAAGUUUGAAUCCAAACAAUUAACACGCAGCCUCUUUGUGGCAAAGAAGAUCGUUGUGGAGCUGAAUUGGAGGAGCCCAAGUCUGCAAGUAGAACCUGAUACUGUUCUAGCACAGUUUCCUGGGACCUCUCCAUCAGAUAUCAGGACUAUCCUUAGAAGAAAGGGCAACAAUGAGAGCUAUUCAAAGAGAGGUCAAGAAAGUGUUCAAGUUUACCAAAAGACUAUUGCUGGUGACAAAACCAGUUGAGAGACAGAGAGGGACCUAUUGAGUAACUUACUACAAGACUGACAGAUAGAGGGAAUAAUAGAUGGAUAGAGGAUAACAGAUGGGAAUAACAGACUGACAGAUGGGGCUAAAUGACAGAUAAAUGGGAUAACAGAAAGACGGGGUAAAUGAUAGAGAUAACAGACAGAUGGGCUGACUGACAAAGGAGAUAACAUACAGUGAAAAUGUAACAAUAGUUAUAUAUUUUCUUUUACAAUAUCUUUUUGAUUUAUUGAGGCUUUUAGUUACUUUGUUCAAUGACUCAGGUUGAGUGAAUUCAUUUAAAUAAACU
Pangasianodon hypophthalmus (striped catfish) is the source of this 2764-nucleotide messenger RNA. RefSeq names its product claudin 10e (gene cldn10e). Gene Ontology annotation, cellular component: plasma membrane; bicellular tight junction. The record is from RefSeq and is a predicted model, not a curated record. The coding region runs from base 467 to 1216 and encodes 249 amino acids. The transcript is spliced from 6 exons. Gene Ontology annotation, molecular function: structural molecule activity. Gene Ontology annotation, biological process: bicellular tight junction assembly; cell adhesion. NCBI's taxonomy places the organism in Eukaryota, Metazoa, Chordata, Actinopteri, Siluriformes, Pangasiidae.